Molecule: messenger RNA, 1233 nt
Organism: Annulohypoxylon truncatum
Lineage: Eukaryota; Fungi; Ascomycota; Sordariomycetes; Xylariales; Hypoxylaceae
Exons: 5
Coding region: 1-1233 (410 amino acids)
Source: RefSeq, a predicted model, not a curated record
AUGUCAGAUCUGGACUUCUCUAACUUGUCCCCCAGCGAACUCAACGAUGCUCUUAACGGCAGUGCCCUCAAGCCACCGGAGGGCGUGACGGUGGACUUCGAUCAUCCAACAAACAAGAACGCCGUGUCUCUGGUUGGGCUCAUUAUAUGUCUAGUCGUGGCAUCAAUAUCACUUGCAACUAGGAUAUAUGUGAGGUUUUACAAAACGAGGCAACAACAUCUUGGAGACUAUGCGUUGGCUUUUGCAUAUCUAUUCUGGAUAGUUGUAAUCGUGGGAUCUCUACGCCGAAUCACCGAAUCUACGGGCUUAUUCGUACAUCAAUGGGAGAUGCGUGGAAGGGAUAUGGCUGGAUAUCUCCAGAUCGUAUUUAUGGGUAUGAACUUUUGGGUAGUCACUAUGAUGCUAGUCAAAUCAUCUAUCCUCAUCGAGUGGAUUCGGUUAUUUGCGCCAAUGGAUACACGAACUCUUUUCCACCGGAGCUGCAAAUUUCUAUUGGCAUUCAACAUACUCUUUUACGUAUCGAUACUCGUCGCAUUGAAUUUAACAUGUUUCCCGUAUCGAAGGAUAUGGGAUAAGACGGUUCCGGGAAGUUGCAUAGAUAUAAAAAUUAUCAACCUCGUGGCUACGGUUAUCAACUUUACCCUCGACAUCGCAGUAUUAUUACUACCACAGAGAAUGAUCUGGAAUCUGAAGUUAUCGACGGUCAAGAAGGUUGGAAUAUCAGCAGUAUUUGCUGUGGGUAUUUUUGCUUGUAUUGCUGCUGGAUGCUUAUUAGAUGCUAUCCUUGAAUGGAGACGGUCGGACGAUAUGACCUAUCAUUAUUCCUCUGUAGCGCUUUGGGCUAUUGCGGAAUCAACGUGUGGAAUUCUCAUCUUCUGCGUCCCCGCAGCACCUAAGGCAUUUAUCGGCUUGAAGCCUCGGGCAUGGUUGAGCAGGCUCGGCUCAUGGACUGGCUCAUUCAUGAAGCGUAAGAGGCUAUCUACAAUCAGAAAAGAAGACACAUGGUCUCGUACGGCUCUCGGAUCGUUGAAGCCCCGCAAAUACCAAUCCAUCGACGAGCCAAAUUCCAUUAUACUUCAGGGAGUUGGGUCUGGUAGACCAACAGACCAGCAAUACGGUAUCAUCUGCACAACUGACAUCAUAGUAACAGAAGCCUAUGAGAACAAUCAUAGAAGAGGCCAGCAGAGGAAUCAGUUCCCAUGGCUCCCCGAAAGAGAAGAGAAUGGGGCGUGA